AAAGCUCCAAAGCCAAACAUUGUUGGCCGCCGGUGAGAAACUCGGUCUGGGACGUGACAACCAGCUUAAAUCGGUGAAUACUGAUAUAACUCGGCAUUGCAAACUAUCUCAAAUAACCAUUUGAGUGUUAUUGGGCUAAGGGCGCUUUUUAGAGGCAGCCUCACAGAAUGGAUCACGUUUAUUCAGUGUUGAAGCGGUUUCCCAGCUCUGUACCGUCAAGCACAGAAUGGCUCACGGAAAGCAAGACUGUCUGCUCUGUGUCGAGUCACAACACGCUUGCGUUCACUUCGUCGUCAGACGUUCAAGAACCCGUCGGGAAAAUCACCUGCUUUCAUGUGUUUGUUGUUGACCUCAACAUGCCGUGGGAUGCACACAAAGUCAUGACGCACUCCGAAGAAAUAACCUGCGUUGAAUGGGACGUUGGUGCAUCCAAGUUGCUAAUCACUGACGCUGUCGGGCAAAUUCAGCUAUGGUCCAUGAAGAAUUACUUGCUAAAUGACUGGACCAUGAUCGCUUCUACGUCGUUUCCGGGAGAGUACAUUCUGACGGGCGCUUGGUUUCACAAUGGGAAAAAGAUUGGAUUGAACAUGGAGAAGAAGGACAGCGUACUGUAUUUGGAAAAGUAUGUACACGUGCGAUUUGGCCCAUCAGUACGUCAGGUUGGUGGGAAACCAAGUGAGGGCUGCAUUGCUGUGACCAGCUCUGGCCUGGUGUGUGUGGUUAUAUUGCAGUCUGAUGAGACGGUCAUCACUGGCACUGAGAUUUUGGGGCUGUACAGAAGCCGACUCAAAGUUGUUGAUCUCUGUUAUGGAAAGAACGGUGAUUUUCUGGUUGUGACCAGUGACGGACUUGUACAGUCAUCAGUCCACUGCUUUCGCAUAGCACUGAAACUGAAUCAAGAUAAGUGCAUCAUCACCUGUCACCCCUUUUCAAGCUUUUAUCUCAACUGCCAUGCCACGGCUCAGUCCCGGGAAAAGCCUCCUCAUACGCGUGUGACGCACCUCAAUUUCGUCCUACGAGAAGCGGCCGAUGCUGUGGCUGUGUCAGUCUCAGGUUCUGCUGGUAGCACUAUCGAGCUGUGGGAGCUGCGAGAAAAGCCUGUGCGGUUCCACAAGAUGUUCCACACACCUUCUGUCGACACUGUUACCAAGACUGUAGGCUGGCAACACCAUGGAUCGACGACGUACACAUCUCCGGUUAUGGCUCUGUGCACACCUCGUCUCUCCAUUUAUGACAUGAGCCCGCCUCCUUCUUACAUUAUUGCUGCCUACAAGGACAAUGUCAUCAAGUGCUUUUCAAGGGAGUUCAUGAACACCCUGUGCUGCAUCAACAUCAAUGCUGCGUCCCAUCGACGUGAUGACCAUGGCAUCAAGUACCAGCAUCUGAGCGCCACAGUGUCCCACAUGCAACUGAGCUGGACCAGCAGUGUGAUGGUGGCAAUCGACUCUCUCUCACAGGUCUACCUCUUCAGGCUGGCACCAGUUACAGAGCCCAGCACUCCAGUCAGCCCCAGCUACACGAUGACCCUCCUGGAGCACUGCCUCAUGACCGGCACUGACUGGUGGGACGUCCUUCUCAGCAUGAGACCAGGAGUGAUAGAAACCAUUUGUGACAAGUUCACUGAAAUUUUCAACAAGCAGCCACCUGGAAUGCAGCAGUGCUUUCUUAGUAGAUUUCUAUCUAUCAAGGGAUCCCUGUACAGGUGCCUCAACAAUGGCCAGCCCAAGGCUGGCGAUUGCCACGCCCAGAUCAUGCUGAAUGCUGUGUCCGCUGUGAUGAAGGGCCUGCUUAGACCCAGAGACAUGUCUAGCCAUGAGAAGGGCCCUGCUGAAACACUUUCUGCUGUUAUGGGCAGCCGGGAAGUGAUCAGCAAUCUGGACAAGGUGCUGCUUCACCUCGAGACCAAGGAGUUCUCGGUGGAGCCCUUGAUCCUUCAGUCGCUGCAGCAGCUCACCCAGUGGGUUGCUGACCUCACGCUGUACCUCAUGGCCUCUCUGCCGCAGCAGGUCUACAACAACAUGCGUUUCCCAGGGGGUGGCCUCAUCUCCGAUGCCAAGUCCUUGAACAUGCUUCGUGAGCUGUUGGUCAUUUUCCGCAUGUGGGGAUUCAUCAGCGAGAGCUGUCUUCCCGCCUACACCAAGAUGACAGACAACCUGGAUGUGCUCUCGCUCUUAUUUAAACUUUUAACCAAGACUCUGCUCAACCACGGUUCCGAACCUGAUGAAACUCUCUUGGAUGAGUGUUGCCUUUUACCGAGCCAGAUACUCAUACCAUCUAUCGAUCUUGGAAACCACACAGAAGGUGUGGCCAGUCCUGCAUUCUUCCUCAAUUCAUUGCCAAUGCAGUUUGAGUUCGGCAUAACUCCAGACUUUCUGCACGUGCCUUCCAAGUCUCAUCCUGUGGAAGGGUCCGUGUCCAUGCCAAGCAAGAUGGACAUCGUGCGGCACAUUAGCCUCGGAACGAACCCUUCUUCGGCGAGGCACUGUACUAGGUGCUUUUCCAUGUCGAUGGUACGGCCUGGAGUGAAGGCAGGCACCAUUCGGGCCUGGGAACAGCGGUGGGUGCGGUUUUGUCCCUGUGGAGGCCAGUGGAGGCUUGUUGCGUAGCCAAGGGCCAUUUGCUAUUCAUCCUUUGUACAUACAUUCACACAUUGUAAAUGAAAAUGCAUCUUACU
Molecule: messenger RNA, 2674 nt
Organism: Rhipicephalus sanguineus (brown dog tick)
Lineage: Eukaryota; Metazoa; Arthropoda; Arachnida; Ixodida; Ixodidae
Gene: MED16
Product: mediator of RNA polymerase II transcription subunit 16
Exons: 22
Coding region: 168-2606 (812 amino acids)
Biological process (GO): positive regulation of DNA-templated transcription
Cellular component (GO): mediator complex
Molecular function (GO): protein binding
Source: RefSeq, a predicted model, not a curated record